CGCGGAGGAGCUGGGCUGCAGCCUCGGUCCCGGGCCUGGGGGCGAGAGCUGGGGGAAAAAGGGCUCGGGGUCCUUCCCCAGAGCUGCCCUCCCCGGGCAGCGGCUGAAGCACAGAAGUAUUUAUGGAGAGGUGUGUGCGUGUGCUCGGGGAGUGGAGCAUCGGGGGCAGCCUGCUGGCUCGUGGGGAAGGGAUGUCUGUAGGUGUGGGCUUCUAAUCCGCUGGGGGCUUUCUGAAUUCGGGCCGGAGAGAAGAGCCCGAGGAGCAGCCGGAGUCGCCUUCGGCCCGGCAGCGGCACCUGCUGCGUGUGAAGGAGCCGAGGGACUCGUGGAGAGCAGCCACGGAGCCCUGCGAGCAGCGCGGGGGGCAUCGAGCAGUUUCUGUCUUUGUUCCCCACAAGAUGACCUGCAGCUAAUCCAGGGAAUAGUUCUGGGUGAACUCUAGUUGAUGUCCCGGAAAAGAAUUUGAUGCGUUGCUACUCAAGGGAGUGCAAAUAAAACUUUGCAGUUAGUGACUAAUUACCGGUUGAAUUCUCGUGGUGGUGUUUGGAAGAGGACAGGGUGCAGCAUGCUCUAAAAGUUUGGAAAACUCCUGUGGAAGGCACGGCGGCUCGGGACACACGUAGUUGCGAUCCUCCCCUUUGUCAGGUGUGCAAAACUCGCAUCCUGCUGCGGAACGCCCGCUGCUGCCGGUUUUCACAUUUUUUUUGUGCCGAGGAUUCUCACAAAGGCACCGCCCGGCUCCAGUUACCGAACGCUUGCACCCUGGUGAGCCACGAGGCGCACAGAUGUGGGUGUCCGGCAGCACCAGGAGCCAGCGAGCAUUCUGCUGGCUAGCACAAGCAGGCCGCUGUCAGCACACCCUCCUUCCCCACGUGCUUUGCUGUUGUCUCUCAAGGCACGAGGCCAGUGGGGUCCGCUCGCGUGUCACCCCUCGGUCACUGGACAUGCUGCCCUGGUCCCUGCUUGUUCUGGGUGUAGGACAGUGCAGAUGAAUGCAUGAUCUAUUAUAAAGUUAUUAAAGAAAUUGAGCCAGGAGAAGAGCUCUUGGUGUAUUUGAAGGAAGGUGGUUAUUCACUUGGGAACAUGGCGCCCAGCAUGGAAGAGGAGCACACGUUUCGCUGCGAGGACUGUGACGAGCUUUUUCAGUCAAAGCUGGACCUGCGGCGACACAAGAAGUACGCCUGCAACUCCGUCGGCUCCCUCUACGAGACUCUGAACGACGAGAUCAAGCAGGAGGGCCUUGGCGAUGGGCAGGUCUACGAGUGCAAAGACUGCGAGAGGAUGUUCCCCAACAAAUACAGCCUGGAGCAGCACAUGGUGAUCCACACCGAGGAGCGGGAGUACAAGUGCGACCAGUGCCCGAAGGCCUUCAACUGGAAAUCCAACCUGAUUCGUCACCAGAUGUCUCACGACAGCGGGAAGCGGUUUGAAUGUGAAAACUGUGUCAAGGUGUUUACCGACCCGAGCAACCUCCAGCGGCACAUCCGUUCCCAGCACGUUGGCGCGCGAGCCCAUGCCUGCCCCGACUGCGGCAAAACCUUUGCCACCUCGUCUGGCCUCAAACAACACAAGCACAUUCACAGUACUGUCAAACCUUUCAUAUGUGAGGUCUGUCACAAAUCCUACACGCAGUUCUCCAACCUCUGCCGUCACAAGCGGAUGCACGCGGACUGUCGCACCCAGAUCAAAUGCAAGGACUGUGGCCAGAUGUUCAGCACUACCUCCUCUCUCAACAAACACCGGCGCUUCUGCGAGGGCAAGAACCAUUACAGCCCUGGGGGAAUCUUUGCCCCAGGCCUCCCCUUAACGCCCACUUCCAUGAUGGACAAAUCCAAGCCCUCUCCCAACCUCAACCACGCCAGCCUGGGAUUUAAUGAUUAUUUUCCAUCCCGUCCCCACCCAGGGGGUCUUCCAUUCUCACCUGCCCCCCCAGCAUUUCCUGCCCUCACUCCAGGAUUCCCAGGGAUUUUCCCCCCGUCCCUAUACCCCAGGCCCCCCUUGUUACCACCCACACAACUGCUCAAAAGUCCCCUCAACCACACUCAAGACGCAAAGCUUCCGAGCCCCCUUGGGAACCCGGCACUUCCUCUGAUUUCUGCAGUAAGCAGCAGCAACCAGGCCACUUCGGGAGAGGAGAAAUGUGAAAGCAGCCUGGAAAACUCCUACCUGGAGAAGCUAAAAGCCAGGAACAGUGACAUGUCCGACGGCAGUGACUUCGAGGAUGUCAAUACAACCACGGGCACAGAUCUGGAUACCACCACUGGCACCGGCUCUGACCUGGACAGUGAUGCGGAGAGCGACAGGGACAAAACGAAAGAUAAGAGCAAACAAAUUGAGAGCAAACCAGACUUUGUCAGCAGCUCUGUGUCUGCAAGCUCCACCAACAAUACCAGUGAGAUCCCUCUCUUCUAUUCUCAGCAUUCCUUCUUUCCUCCCCCAGAAGAGCACCUGCUACCCACCACAGGAGCAGCCAAUGACUCUAUUAAAGCCAUCGCCUCCAUUGCAGAGAAAUAUUUUGGGCCUGGCUUUAUGGGGAUGCAGGAGAAAAAGAUGGGUUCACUCCCGUAUCAUUCCAUGUUUCCAUUUCAGUUCCUCCCCAAUUUCCCCCAUUCCCUCUACCCUUUCACGGAGCGGACCCUCAAUCACAACUUGCUGGUCAAGGCAGAACCAAAGUCACCCCGGGACCUCCACAAGGUAGGCAGCACCAGCUCGGAGUCGCCCUUCGAUCUCACCACAAAGCCAAAAGAGAUAAAGCCAAUCCUGCCGCCACCUAAGGUCCUGCCAGCCCCAUCCUCAGGGGAAGAACAGCCACUGGAUCUGAGCAUUGGCAACCGCAUCCGAGCCAGUCAGAACGGAGGAAGAGAGCCACGCAAAAACCACAUUUAUGGGGAGAGGAAACUAAUGGCAAGCGAAGUCUUACCCAAGAUUUCCCAGUCUCAGCUGCCUCAGCAACCAUCCCUGCAUUAUGCUAAGCCAUCACCCUUUUUCAUGGACCCCAUAUACAGCAGGGUGGAGAAGCGGAAGGUGACAGACCCUGUGGGUGCCCUCAAGGAGAAGUACCUGCGACCCUCCCCGCUGCUAUUCCACCCCCAGAUGUCAGCCAUAGAAACGAUGACAGAGAAACUGGAGAGUUUUGCAGCCAUGAAGGCAGACUCUGGCACUUCCCUGCAGCCCCUUCCACAUCACCCUUUCAACUUCCGAUCUCCACCACCCACGCUAUCCGACCCCAUCCUGCGCAAGGGCAAGGAGCGUUACACCUGCAGGUACUGUGGUAAGAUCUUCCCACGCUCAGCAAAUCUGACAAGACAUCUGCGGACACACACUGGAGAACAGCCCUACAGGUGUAAAUACUGUGACAGGUCAUUCAGCAUUUCCUCCAACCUCCAGCGGCACGUUCGAAACAUCCAUAACAAGGAGAAGCCAUUCAAAUGCCACCUGUGUAACCGAUGCUUUGGGCAGCAGACCAACUUGGACCGACAUCUUAAGAAACACGAACACGAGAAUGUUCCAGUGAGCCAGCACUCUGGAGUCAUUACAAACCACCUUGGGACCAGUGCCUCUUCCCCAAACUCGGAGUCAGACAACCAUGCACUUUUAGAUGAAAAAGAGGAUUCGUAUUUCUCUGAAAUCAGAAAUUUUAUUGCAAAUAGUGAAAUGAAUCAAGCAUCAACUUUAGCAGAUAAAAGGCCAGAAAUCCAGGAUAUUGAUGGCAAUUCCCAGUGUCAUGGAUUAUCAAAUGAGAAAACAGAAGAUGUGGAUGAUGAAGAUGAAGAACUGGAAGAGGAAGACGAUGACAGCCUGACAGGGAAGUCACAGGAUGAAACAGUAUCACCCACCACAGAGCCCCGAGGAGCGUAUGAGGAUGAAGAAGAUGAAGAGCCCACAUCUCUCAACAUGAGCUUUGACCACACCCGAAGGUGUGUUGAGGAGGACGAAGCCGGCUUGUUAGAUUUGGAGCAGAUGCCGAAUUUUGGGAAGGGGCUGGAUCUUCGCAAAGCAGCCGAGGAAGCAUUUGAAGUUAAAGAUGUGUUUAAUUCCACCUUAGACUCUGAGACAAUAAAACAGACUCUGUACAGGCAGGCUAAAAACCAGGCUUAUGCAAUGAUGCUGUCCCUGUCUGAGAACGCUCCCCUCCACGCGUCCUCCCAGAACUCUCUGGGUGCUUGGUUGGACAUGGCAGGAGCAGCUUCAGAGUCGGGGACCUUUAACCCUAUCAACCACCUCUGAGAGGUCAACAAGGCACUGGCCAGAGUCCCAGCGAGGAGGCGGUGGUGCUGCAAUUAUCCUAGCAAAAAUCCCAGCGAGCAGAAGAUGGAUGGGAGGGCCUCAGGAGUCGCCUGGACUUUUGGCUGAGAAAGAAACCUGUCGCAUCCGACCUGCAAGUCCUGCAUUUUUACCUGUCCAGAGUUUUCAUUUGUAAUUUAUCAGAACGAACCUCUCCAAAACUGGAUAACUGAUGCAGCCCCAGGAUUUCAGUCUGUAGGAAUAGCAUAAGCAAGACAUGAAUUGCAACAGUGCAAUCAAAUAUUGAUCCCUCUAACAUUACGAGAAGGUAUCACUGCGCCAGUGAAGCCCGCAUAUAAAUCACAUCUUGAAACCAUUCGGUAGCUUAAUCCCUUCAACUCAGCCAAAUAAUGGGAUAGCAAGGAAACAGAGCCAGGUCGGACCUAUCCCUGGUGCAAUUCUGACAGAGUCACUGGAGUUACACCAGGGAAGGGUAAAUUUAAUUGACCUCAGAAAGAAUCUGAACUUGUGCACUCCCACAGAAAUAUGCCCUAUCCUUUGUUCCCAACCAAACCUACUGGCACAGCCCAAAGCUUCUCGAGUGUGAGGCCACGCUGCCUGUGGUCAUGCUACGCUACAUGCGGUGUCCCGGUUGAGAAAUCUUCAGCCUGGAGCAUUGCUGAGGCUGGGUUGUUGGUGUAUCAUGCAAAUAUGUGGUUCACAGGCAUCGGCUGUGCCCUGAAAGCCCUUCUGCCUGUGCCUGCGCCGCAAGGCUGGGAGAGCUUCCAUCUCUGGUAGUGCCUGCGAGCCCGAGCUGCUGCCUGCGCUCGGAGCAUCCCGAGUGCUUCAGAACAAAAUCCGUGCUCAGAAAAUCUCCGGCGAGCGGGGCGGUGGCAUUCGGCCCCGCUCUGGCCCCGUACCUCACGGCAGGGCCGCUUGGACCUCCCCAGGUGUGAGCACCCCCGGGUAAAUCCGUGCCCGAGAGGUGCGGGCGUGUGCGGGGAGGUGCGGGGCGGGCAGGUCCGGCCUGCGGAGGGGUGCUCGCGGCUUCUGCUUCGCCUCCCAGGGUUUGCUUCAGAGUGGUGUCUUUUCGGUGUCGGCAGUAUCUGGGAAUUGUGGCAGACAUUUCUGACUCCUGCCGUUGUUUUGGUUUGCUGGAUGGUUGUUUAUGGGCAGCACACUGCCAGUUGGCCUGUAAUUUUAAUAGGAAGGUUAAAGUUCCCUUGCUUCAGCAGUGUCAGGGGUUCAACCCACUAUUCGAGCACAUAUAAGAACAGAAUUGUCUUUCUGACUCUAAAAUUGCUCACAGAUAUUUUAUGUGUGAUUUCAAAUUGCUUCAAAGUCUCAUCUUUUUUUUACCGAUACAAAGCAGCCUCCAGAAAUGCUGUGGCGUUCGUGCCGUUGUGCGUUGUGAUCACAGUCCGGUGUUGCAGCAGUGAUUUUGCAGGUAAAGCUGAAUUUCUGAAUGGUCUGGGAAGUGAUUAGACCUAUUGCAAAGAACAACAUUGGCUAUACGGAUAAAAUUUAGGAUGUGUGUCCUGAGAAUUUGCUAUUUGCCACAUGAUAAAAAUGAGAAUUUCCGAGGCUUGGACUGCUGCUACCACCGAGUGAACGCCGGCUGGAGCCUGGGGUGCUCUGGCAGCCUGGCUGUACAAAGCCGGUGAGGCCAGGAGGAGCCUUUCCCCUCGGGUCUGCAAUAUUUUAGUGCCGGUGUGCUUCUAGCAGGUAUCAUAUCUGGUAGUAACUGCCUGCAGGCCUGGGUUGGCGGCUGGUUUCAGAGAAGCAGCACACGGUGGUCAGUGUAUCUGCCUGUAAGUACUUGACAUGCUCAGGCUCUGCCGACUUUGAAAGAAACCAGACAGGAGCUCCUGUGCCAGUCCAGGAUGGAGGAACACAACACGGGAGCCCCGUUCCAGCACGCUGAAACGAAGGAAACAGCUACUCAGAUAAGUGGAGGUUUUGUUAGGGACCCUUUGUAAUUCGCUCCUUGCUCCCCAGAGCACACCUGGGGCUCGUUUUGGAUAGUCAGGAGCCUCAGACCACCUGAGAAGGAAGGCAUCUCUAUACGUCGGUAUAGGAGGAACAAAAGGUAAACUGGCGGCGUCGGUGCAUUUUCCAAGAAAAUUUACCCUUCCCAUUUGGUUCUCCACAUCACCCUGUGAAAGUGCCCAAGGCUCUGAAUCCACCAGGCAGCGGAAGCCGAACUGCUUCAUGUAUUUGCACAAAGCUCCCGGGCAGACACGGCCCAGGACCCGGCACUGUCAGGAGGCACCGGUCUGCGAGCGGCGCUGGGACGCCCCCAGCCCCUGCUGCCCGCUCGCUGCUGCUGCAGCACCGCCCUGCCCAGGCGCUCGGCCUUUAAAUUAUUCCCCCAGGGGCCAACUGAAAAUAAUAAAAGAACUGUUUUCUCUUCCGGAGGGAAUUUAUUUUAAUCUGUACAUACCUUGUAAUUUUUUGCUAAUUCUUUUCUUAUUUUAUUUCUUCCUUAACAGUAUUUUUUGCAUUAGAUAUCAUUAUUGUGAAGAAAUAAUGUUAAUAUAAGUAUGUAGCGAAGGACCAAACUGGUGUAAUUAAGGUUGUAUGUUGUAUGAUCGAUAACCAGGGAGUAGGAAGAGUUUGUUAACGUGCCAAACGACCCCGAUUAAUCCUGCUAUUCUUGCUGCCCAUUCUCCAGACAAUCAUACGUUUUGUUACCCUUGCAGUUGGGUGCCAGCUGCAUCCGACUCCGGUUCCUAUUUAUUUCCUUGGUGGGCUGGGAAGCAAAAGCAGCCUCCGCCGAGCCAGCCCCGCGCCAGCGGGGGGACGGGGAAGCGCUCGGCCACGGGACGGCUCGGCCCCGCGGCACCCAGGCGCCAGGAGACACCGAGCGGUGGCACGGGUCCGUCCCUGCCCUGGGGAAGCCCGAACGCCUCGCUCCUGCUGCUGGCCUCCUGCGUGCCCGGAGCGAGCCGAGCCCCCUCUGAGCAGGGAGCGCGGCCGCGGCUGCCUUGGUGGGACGUUUGCUCGCCCUGCCCCAGGGCUCUGCGCGACACCGAAGGCAGCUUCGAAGAGGUCGGCAUCGCGCUCCUCGGCACGGGGAGCUCCCGGAGCAGCAGCGAGCUGGUCUCCAAAGCGUGGGCCAAGUACUGAGCAAUGCAAAUGUUACUGUGGGGUUUGUGGGUUGUUGUUUUUGUUGUUGUUUUUUUUUUUUUUUUGGUCUUCCCUUCAGCAUCUCAGCCCUCCGUUCUGUUGCGUCGUGUCUCCAGAGGAGCAGGUCGGCGGCUCCCUGGGGGGCAGCUCCCCAUGGCUCUGCCGGAGCGAGCCCACCGCCUCGUGCGGCAUGCUGCUGGCCAGGGGCACGGGCCAGCCAGGGAUCAAGGACAUGAAAAAUAGAGCUUUUUAAAUCAUGAAAUGAUUUUUUUUUUCUUUUUGCAUUUUCCUAAUUCAGUUUUCUUCCCGUUUUCUCGAGCUAGUGCCUCUGCUUGCUUUAGGAUCUCCUGACUCCUCUAAUUUAGCACUGAUGACAAGUUUUAAUUUCUCCACAGUUAAAUAAAGAGAAAGCCUCACUGAAUUUCUAUUUAUCUUGUAGCUCUCAUUCAAUUGCACUUAAAAUGUGUUGCAGCUCGUAGCAGAUGUUUAGGUUUUGCUUUGCUAUUUUGGACAAAAGCGGUCACUUAGCUUUGAAGGAUGUUUCCCAAGACGUGCGCGUGUCGAGGACGGCUCUGCCGUCAGGACGGAGCUGGCUUGCUGGCACGGGCAGGUCCCCCCAGCUCCAGGGGACACGGAGCCGUAGUGCCUAAGGACACCCGAUGCCACCAGCACGGCGUGCUCAGGACCCCCCGAUGGCGGUGCGGUGCAGCAGGGCGCGUAGUUGCAGCGGUUUCAGUACGGCCUGGCGUUGGUGUGAAAGCGAGGGCACCAUGCGAGGUGUGAUGCAAAGCAAGGAUAUUUGCGUAGGAUCUAUUUAUUAAAUGUACCGCCACAUCUCGUAGCCAUACUGCCACGACAGCAAGGGGACGGGGGCAGGCUGCGGGAUGUUUCCUAUCCCCAGGUGUGGCCGAAGGAGGCUGCAGCAAAGAGCAACUGUAAGGGUCCCGUGGGGCUUCUGAGCACCGCGGGGCCGUGUCCCCUCCGUACGAGCCCACCACAGAGGAGGACGCAGGCCUGAGGCACGCGCUCGGCUGCGGGGUUUUGAGCAGUGAUGGGAACGGCCGGGGCUGGGGCGCAAAGCUGGCAGAGCAGCGGCAGUGCCGAGGGUGUCGGUGCACCCAGGGGAGCUGCGCACACCCGGCAGGAGCUGCCUGCGCUGCCGUUCGGUGCCCGGGGAUGUCCCGUGGGGCAGCCGGCUGCGCUGGCUGCGCGCUGUUCACUCGUGGUCACAGCAGAGAGGAGCAGAAGCGCGGGGCUGGAGAGGCGCGGCUCGGUGUCAGCGGCAAACCCAACCCAGGCAGGGUUCAACAGCAAAACCCGAGCUGGGUCUGCUAAACUGCAUCCCAGGACAAAACGCGGAGCUUGGUUUCUGUCUUGCUUAAAACAAAGUAGUGGAAGCGUUCGGGUUCUCCCUCAGCAGCACUUAGGCUCUCGGUAGAUGUUCUUGAAAACGGCUUCUCGCUUCCUGCGAAGCAUUUCGAAAGCACUUGCACAACGACGUGAACAUGUUUAGACUCUAAGCAUCAAAGCACUGGAUUGUGAGCCCCCUCCCCUCAGCCAGUUUCAACCUACUGACUUACAUUCAAUUUUUACGUGCUGUACUGUGUGUGUGUGUGUGUGGCGGGGAAGGGGGAGCACCGUGGUGGAGGAGCCUGCGCUUCGCCGCCUGCCUCAAACCCGGCGGGGAGCGCGGCACGGUGCUGGUAACAUCAGGGCAAAACCCUCUGCUCCUGGGUGACGGUCAGUGGUGUGCUCACAAAGCCAUGAACCUUUUUCUCUGUAGUGUUGAGUGAUACUGUGAUUAAAAUGUUAUUGAAUGAUUCCGAGAUUAUUUUUUUCUUCUGUCAUUAAUUCUUAUUACCACUUUGGAAAAAGAAUGAAAAAGAAAAAAAAGGCAGCUUUGAUUUCCAAAUGUGCAAUUCACAUGUGAACAAAGUAAUUCUGAAAGUAAUUCUCAAUGUCUUUUACAUUCUCGUUGCUCUCUUCAAAGCAAGAGAUGUUUUGCCCUGAUGUCAUUUCCAGCCUGCAGAAGAUGUAAUUUAAAACAUAUAUAUAUUGUGCUUGCAAGAAUCAUAAAUCUGUGCAUCCCAUGUCAUUCCUUUUCCCAUUGUUACAAUACAGAUAUGAUUUAGUUUUUUUUUUUCUUUAGAACUGUAUAGUGUUUUUUUAAAUCAAUUGUAAAUGUCUGGUUUUCAUAUAAUGUUUAAAAAACAUUGAGAAAGAGGAUGGUGCUUGUUCCAUAUCAUUCUUGAUUGUAUAUUGCUUCUGUUAUGUUUAUAAGUAAACUGUGCAUGACUUGUGUUUAGCAGUCAUUAUUGUGUCUGUUUGUGAAAUUUUUAUUAAAAAGAAAAAAAUUCCGUAGAUGCACUUAUUGUAUAUGUGAUUAGAUUUUGCGUCUGAGGCUAGAAGCCUUGAACUGCCAAGAAAGAAAGAAAAAAAAAAGUGUUGGCAGUUAUUAAUUAAUAUGAAAUCGCUUUGUUGGGAGCAUAAUGAAAUAAAAGAUAUGAAGUGUAGAAAAUAAUUAAAAAAGCGAUUUUACAAAUUUCAUUUUGAUGCUUGUGAUAAAAGACAAAUGUACUUGUGUAGAGAAAUUCCUUUAAAAUAAUGAAUAGAAAAAGCUGAUUUUGAGGUUAAUGCUGUAGAAUAGGAAUGUAUACCAAAUGUAAUCUUUCCAAUGCUACAAGGAAUUUAUACAUGAGAUUGAUAUGCAAUAAA
Cygnus olor (mute swan) is the source of this 10068-nucleotide messenger RNA. It is a transcript of the gene PRDM16, whose product is annotated as PR/SET domain 16. Gene Ontology annotation, biological process: positive regulation of reciprocal meiotic recombination; regulation of transcription by RNA polymerase II. Lineage: Eukaryota; Metazoa; Chordata; Aves; Anseriformes; Anatidae. The record is from RefSeq and is a predicted model, not a curated record. The transcript is spliced from 14 exons. Gene Ontology annotation, molecular function: RNA polymerase II cis-regulatory region sequence-specific DNA binding; histone H3K36 methyltransferase activity; histone H3K9 methyltransferase activity. The coding region runs from base 997 to 4227 and encodes 1076 amino acids. Gene Ontology annotation, cellular component: nucleus.